Molecule: messenger RNA, 1752 nt
Organism: Balearica regulorum gibbericeps (East African grey crowned-crane)
Lineage: Eukaryota; Metazoa; Chordata; Aves; Gruiformes; Gruidae
Source: RefSeq, a predicted model, not a curated record
AAAUUUGGAAGUUUGGGUCCCGUGAAGGGAAGUCGGCCUGUUAGAAGCUUACCCGUGGUUGCAAAUCGCUGUUCUCUGUGUUCUUUCCUCAGCACUCAGCCACCUGUGGAAGAUCCUGACCAAAGUGAAAAAAAAAAGAAAAAAACAGAUUUUUCUGAAUGUAAAAAGAAAGUUGAAGAAGUUUCUGCUGUGGUGAAAUUGCCAGCCAAGGCAGCAAGUGAACGCCAGAAGGCUUCAGUCAGCAAUGCCGCUCCAAUCGCAGAGACUACAGAAGAGACUCAGUCCACUUCUUCUGACCCUUCAUCUAGAAGACCAACAGGUUCUACGCUAGAAGAAGAAAUGCUAGAAAUUGAUACAAUGCCUUGUGGAACCAAUACUUGCUUGAAUAAGGAAACACUAUCCCAUUCUCACAAGGCAAUUCCUUGUCUGAGCCAGUUGAAGACAGCAGGUCUGAGAGUCAUAUACAUCUCGUGUCUGUCUCCAUCAUCAUCAGGGCACACGCUUUACAAAAUAGUUGACAGCAUCUUAACACCAAGGCCACCCAUUAAGGAGCACGCUCUGCCAGAAUCCACCACUUCCGAAGUCAGCAAAAUAGGGAGGCUUUUCUGUACUGCUGAAGAGGGUGUUCAGCAAGGAGAAAAGGAGAAAUACAAGCAGCUCUUGGAACUGGUAAAGGGAAAAUAUCCUAGAAGCCGCUCUAAUCCGCAGCCGACAAGCUUCUGCAAUGUUCAAGCCUCUGCCAAGGAACCAGUGAUGACUGUGAGUCACCUGGAAGAACAAAAAUAUGGAGAUGCCUUUCCGUGUAUGGCACUAAGGACCAGUAUCAAAUGUGUAGAUGUUUGCAGCCCACAGCAGUCUCAGAGAAGUGAUGCGAUCAGGUGCUACACACCAACAGAAAACUCUCAUGAACAGGGAAGACCAGUGAAACAAGCCAUUGUGGGGAGACCAUAUGGAGCUGAAGUCUCGAAAGAGAUGUUAAUCCAAUUACAUCUGGGACCUCUUCUUUCCGGAAAGUCAUCUGCCACUGAUGAGGAAGUAAAGAAAUUCCCAAGCUCAGAAAAACCAGUAGAAUACUUUGCUCCGCUCACAGAGGCCAUGGAGAGAGAGGUCACUGCUGCGUUUGGCGAAGGUGAGCCAGACGAGAUCAUGAGCAGUGCCUUCAAACUCAAGGUCACUCGUGAGGACAUCCAAACGCUAAUGAACCUUUGCUGGCUAAAUGAUGAGGUCAUUAAUUUCUACAUGGCUCUUCUGGUGGAAAGAAAUAAGAAGGAGGGAUAUCCAGCAGUCUAUGCUUUUAGUACUUUCUUUUAUCCCAAACUCGUUUCUGGGGGCUACAAAGCAGUAAGAAGAUGGACCAGAGGCGUAGAUCUCUUCAAGCAGGACCUCAUCUUAGUGCCCAUUCACUUGAGAGUCCACUGGGCACUAGUGGUCAUAGAUGUCACAAAGAAGACUAUCAAAUACUUUGACUCAAUGGGACAAAAAGGCAACAAGAUUUGUGAAAUUUUGUUCCAAUAUCUGCAAGAAGAAAGCCGGGAAAAAAGAAAUCUGGAGCUGACUUUUUUGGAGUGGACUCUUCGCAGCAUGGAGCCACAUGAAAUCCCUCAGCAACUGAAUGGAAGUGACUGCGGGGUUUUCAUGUGCAAAUACGCAGAUUGUAUCUCCAGGGACAAACCGAUAACCUUUACACAGAAUCACAUGCCUUACUUCCGCAGGAAGAUGGUGUGGGAAAUAAUCCAUCAGCAGCUGCUGUGA